GCCGCCGCUGCCCCCCGCCGCCCGCCGCCGCCGUCCUGCUGCUCGUCCUGCUCCUGGCCGGAGCUCUCGGUGGGGCCCACGCCCUGACCUGCCUCUGCUCCGACUGCAAGCAGGCAAACUCCACCUGCGAGACCGACGGCGCCUGCAUGGUCUCCGUCUUCAACCUGGAUGGGGUCAAGCACCACGUCAGGACCUGCAUCCCUGAGGCCAAACUCAUCCCUGCUGGGAAACCUUUCUACUGCCUGAGCUCCGAGGACCUGCGCAACACUCACUGCUGCUACUCUGACUUCUGCAACAAGAUCGAUCUGAUGGUUCCCAGCGGACACCUGAAAGAUAAUGAACCCCCAUCGAGCUGGGGUCCUGUGGAGCUGGUGGCAGUGAUUGCUGGACCUGUCUUCUUGGUGUCUGUGGUCAUGAUCGUGGUGGUCUUUGUCUUCCAUCACCACCAACGAGUCUACCACAACCGCCAGCGGCUGGACAUGGAGGACCCCUCCUGUGAAAUGUGCCUCUCCAAGGACAAGACCUUACAGGACCUGGUCUAUGACCUCUCCACCUCUGGCUCUGGCUCAGGGCUGCCGCUGUUCGUGCAGCGCACGGUGGCUCGAACCAUCGUGCUGCAGGAGAUCAUCGGCAAAGGUCGCUUCGGGGAGGUGUGGCGAGGCAGGUGGCGUGGAGGCGACGUGGCCGUGAAGAUCUUCUCCUCCCGAGAGGAACGAUCCUGGUUCAGGGAAGCAGAAAUCUACCAGACGGUGAUGCUGCGGCAUGAGAACAUCCUGGGCUUCAUCGCCGCCGACAACAAAGAUAAUGGUACCUGGACCCAGCUCUGGCUUGUCUCUGACUACCACGAGCAUGGAUCCCUCUUCGACUACCUGAACCGCUACACGGUGACCAUCGAGGGCAUGAUCAAGCUGGCCCUGUCUGCUGCCAGUGGCCUGGCACACCUGCACAUGGAGAUUGUGGGCACUCAGGGAAAGCCUGGGAUUGCUCACAGGGAUCUGAAGUCCAAGAACAUCCUGGUGAAGAAGAAUGGCACCUGUGCCAUCGCUGACCUGGGCCUGGCCGUGCGCCACGACUCGGUGACAGACACCAUCGACAUCGCCCCCAACCAGAGGGUUGGCACCAAACGGUACAUGGCCCCUGAAGUCCUGGAUGAGACCAUCAACAUGAAGCAUUUUGACUCCUUUAAGUGUGCUGACAUCUAUGCCCUGGGCUUGGUCUACUGGGAGAUUGCUCGGAGGUGCAAUGCAGGAGGUAUCCAUGAGGAGUAUCAGCUGCCCUACUAUGACCUGGUGCCCUCUGAUCCAUCGAUUGAGGAGAUGAGGAAGGUUGUGUGUGACCAGAAAUUGCGACCCAACAUCCCCAACUGGUGGCAGAGCUACGAGGCUCUGCGGGUGAUGGGCAAGAUGAUGCGGGAGUGCUGGUACGCCAACGGCGCGGCGCGGCUCACCGCCCUGCGCAUCAAGAAAACCCUCUCCCAGCUCAGUGUCCAGGAGGAUGUCAAAAUCUAGGCCCUGAGCAGCACCCCCUUAAGAGCAGGAGGAGACUGCACAACAGCUGCCAUGCUAGAGUAAACCUGUGAUGGAUGGAGGCCUACCUCGUGUUUCUGCCCGACCUCCCCCCUGCCCUCCGCCGCCAACCCAAACGGCUUCUACCUGGCAAGCUGCUGGCUGGGGCGAGGGAGCCUCUGGAGUGGCUCUGCCCCUGCCUGGGUAUGAAACAAUCAGAAACCUUUUUUUUUUGAUGAUGAUCACCUCCUGACAGCGUUGAAGACUUUGAGAGGGACUGAACCUGAGGGAUCUCAGCCAUGAUUGUAACUCUUGUUCCUUUCACACGAGUGAGUCCCUGCUGGCCUCGGCCAGCGGCGUCUGGAGCUGGUGGCUGUGCCCGGUGCUGGGUUGGGGAGGCAGGAAAAGAGGAGAAGGGACUGGGAAGAGCCUUUUAUUUUUGGUGGGGGUUGUUUGGUUUGGUUUAUCAUUUUGCCAUGCUCUGAGGAUUAUUAUUUCAUUGGUUUUUUUUCUGCCAGAGACCAACAGGUGAAAGGCAGGAGGGGAAAAAAGAAACCACACCCAAAAGUUUCCAGUCCUUGGUGCUCCCUCCCCAGCCUGAGCAGUUCACCAAACCAUUUCCCUCCUUGGGUUUUGGUUUCUUUCUCUUUCCUUUAAGCUUGAACUCUUCCCAAGUGGCUCCAGAGCAUCCUGCCCAGCCUUGGUUGGCAUCUGCAUGCAUUGGGUGCCCCUGAGCCUGUCCCAUCCUUCUGCUGCCACUCGGUGUCACCUCCACCCCAGGGAGCUCAUCUCUGUUGGAGCUUUCUGUGCAUGUGUGGAUCUCAAGUGUCCCCUUCUGAGUUGCCCCUUCUGAGUUGCCCCUUCUGAGUGUCCCUUCUGAGUGUCCCUUCUGAGUGUCCCCUCUUGAGUUGCCCCUCUUGAGUUGCCCCUCUUGAGUUGCCCCGCUCUGAGUGCCCCCUUUUGAGUGCCCCCUUUUGAGUGCCCACUCUGAGUGCCCCCUUUUGAGGUGCCUCCCCUGAGUGUCCCCUCUGAGUGCCCCUUGUGAAUGUCCCCUGCUCUGAGCUGUGCUCUCCCUGGUGAGCAGUGAAGGUUGCCAGGCUUGGGCAGGCUGCUCCACACUGGCCCCGUGGCUCUCUGCUGGCUGCUGUCCCUUUGCUGUCCCCAUCAGGGUGCUUCACUGCCACUCCCUGCCCUUCUGUUUUUAGGGACAAAGCAAAUGAGGAAUUGUCUUUGCUCCUGGAAUCCAGGGGCUGGGGUUGGGUUUUGUUGUCCUGAGCCCUUUGGGUUUGUAGUUUUUUGGUAGAGAACCUGGGGUGGAAGGGAGGAGGUGGCACAGGGCUGGGCUGUGUGUUAGGGUCUUGGAGCUGGAGUAGGCACUGAGCUGGCUGGAGUCGGGGGAAACACACCAGGCUGGAGGUAGAGGAAUGCAGGAGGAUGCUCUCCAAGGAAGCAAACUCCCAAGUCCACCAUCCAGGCACCCUCAGCAACAGGAGGCAAACUUGUGAGGUGCUUUGGGUCUGCAGAAAGGCUGCUGCAGGGGCUGGGAAGUGCUGCUGAGCUGCUUCUUAUCCAUGGAGAAGUAUCUCCUGGUUUGCAAGUGUCUGUUCAGAGCUGAAGGGCAGGGGUGGGAGGCUGCCAGGCUGCAGGGGUGGGAGGCUGCAAGGCUUUGGGUUUGGUUAAAUGCUGAGGCAGGGUGAAGCAGAGCUGGGUUUGACUCUUCUCUGCAGCUGGACCUGGCUGGAAUAGGAAGGAGCUGAGGUCUUGGAUCUGCUGUGCUGGUGGCAGCAGCUCAGGCAGCCUGGGGUGUGCCGGUGGCAUCAGCUCAGUCAGGUUGGGAUGUGCUGGUGGCAGCAGCUCAGGCAGGCUGGGAUGUGCCUGGUGGCAGCAGCUCAAGCUGGGAUGUGCCUGGUGGCAGCAGCUCAGCCAGGUUGGGAUGUGCCUGGUGGCAGCAGCUCAGCCAGGUUGGGAUGUGCCUGGUGGCAGCAGCUCAGCCAGGUUGGGAUGUGCCUGGUGGCAGCAGCUCAGGCAGGCUGGGAUGUGCUGGUGGCAGCAGCUCAGUCAGGUUGGGAUGUGCCUGGUGGCAGCAGCUCAGCCAGGUUGGGAUGUGCCUGGUGGCAGCAGCUCAGGCAGGCUGGGAUGUGCUGGUGGCAGCAGCUCAGUCAGGUUGGGAUGUGCCUGGUGGCAGCAGCUCAGGCAGGCUGGGAUGUGCUGGUGGCAGCAGCUCA
This is a messenger RNA of Pogoniulus pusillus (Red-fronted tinkerbird), 3730 nucleotides long. RefSeq names its product activin A receptor type 1B (gene ACVR1B). Gene Ontology annotation, cellular component: activin receptor complex; plasma membrane. The coding region runs from base 147 to 1508 and encodes 453 amino acids. Gene Ontology annotation, biological process: protein phosphorylation; cellular response to growth factor stimulus; nervous system development. The transcript has 9 exons. Gene Ontology annotation, molecular function: ATP binding; activin binding; activin receptor activity, type I. NCBI's taxonomy places the organism in Eukaryota, Metazoa, Chordata, Aves, Piciformes, Lybiidae. The record is from RefSeq and is a predicted model, not a curated record.